AUGCGAAUACAAUCAAAUGGAGUCUCACUCCUCCUCCCCACUCUCUUAUCCACACUGGCAUCCGCAUCUGCAUCCGGCUUCGACUGCACAGACAUCAAGGUCGACAAUUACAAAUACGAUCUCAGUCCCCUAAAAGGCGUCCACGAGUUGACCCACAGUGUAACAACCGAUGGCUACGUGACCAACACAACCUACCGAUUGAAUAUCUGCAAUGUUCUGGAGGGUGCUGCGCGGUACGGCGACGCGACAUGCGGGACUGGCAAAAACGCAUGCGGAUUCGUGCACCGAAUAGCGAAGGACGGAAAUGGCGGCUCGACGUUCGGUUUCCCGAUCGUCGGGCUUGACCCUGCUGGCAAAGACCCGAAGAGCCCAGAACCGAAGCGAUUGAAGGAUAUCGACUCGGAGACCGAGGGACUGCGCGUCAAACUGGAAGGCGGCUCAUACAAGGGAGAUGUCGAUGAUCAGAAGCCCAAGAAGGCAGCCGCGAUCAUUGACUUCCUGUGCGAUCACGAGCGAUCUGGACUAGAGGGUUUGCAUACGAUUGCAGAGGACUCGGAGACGAAGGAGCGACGACGGAGAGCGGAAGGAGAGCAAGGUGGUGUGCUGCUGGGAAAUAACACGUUGGGGAACAGCAACAACAGCAGUAGUCUGCAGUUCAAGAGCUUUGCUCCGUCGGAUGAUGAUACCUACAUCCUGAGACUGGAUUGGCGCACGAAAUAUGCCUGCGAUGAGUUUGAGAAGGAGAAGGGCGAUGCUCCUGGCUCCAAGAGCUGGGGUUUCUUUACCUGGUUGAUCAUCAUUGCCUUCCUCUGCAUUGCCGCCUACCUUAUAUUCGGGUCGUGGCUCAAUUACAACCGUUACGGCGCCCGCGGCUGGGACCUUCUUCCUCACGGUGACACUAUCCGCGAUAUUCCCUAUCUCUUCCAGGACUGGCUCCGUCGUGUGGUCAACACUCUGCAAGGAGCCGGCUCGCGGGGUGGUUACAGUGCAGUAUGA
This is a messenger RNA of Penicillium coprophilum, 996 nucleotides long. Its product is annotated as autophagy-related protein 27. The transcript has 3 exons. The record is from RefSeq and is a predicted model, not a curated record. The coding region runs from base 1 to 996 and encodes 331 amino acids. NCBI's taxonomy places the organism in Eukaryota, Fungi, Ascomycota, Eurotiomycetes, Eurotiales, Aspergillaceae.